This is a messenger RNA of Lithohypha guttulata, 1956 nucleotides long. RefSeq lists its product as uncharacterized. The transcript has 5 exons. Gene Ontology annotation, molecular function: hydro-lyase activity. Lineage: Eukaryota; Fungi; Ascomycota; Eurotiomycetes; Chaetothyriales; Trichomeriaceae. Bases 1 to 1956 code for a protein of 651 amino acids. The record is from RefSeq and is a predicted model, not a curated record.
AUGAGCUGUGAUUCAGGAGAAGCGUGCAAUGACUGCUCAAGCCCUUGCGCAUCAGGUAGUCAUCCAGUUGACAUUGAAGACCUCACCAAGGAGUUAGCUGCCCUUCGGUCAAGGACAAAGGAGCUUGAGGAGAAAAUCUCGAAGGGCAACAAUCAAGCCUCGACCUCGGCUUCGAAGCUGCGCUCGACAAGAUGGUUCAAUGAACGCAAUAAUCAAGCAAUGUCAGCGCUUUAUGUGGAUAGGUAUCUGAACUACGGCUUAACAUACGAGGAGCUAAUGUCAGAUAAGCCGAUUGUGGGAAUCGCUCAAUCAGGCUCAGACCUAGCGCCUUGCAACAGGUAUCACCUAGAAACCGCUAAACGUGUAAGGGAGGGUAUAGUCGCUGCUGGUGGUAUUGCUAUCGAGUUUCCUACGCACCCAAUCCAGGAGAGUUCGAGGCGGCCGACUGCGACGCUUGACCGCAAUCUAUCAUAUUUGACAUUGGUGGAAAUGCUCCACGCAUAUCCUUUUGACGGCGUCGUGCUUUUGACAGGGUGUGAUAAGACUACACCUGCGGCUCUCAUGGCUGCAGCCACUAUGAAUAUACCUGCUAUAUGUUUCAAUGUUGGUCCUAUGCUCAAUGGCUACAUGGGCAAGAAUCUUAUCGGCUCCGGGACGAUCUUAUGGAAAGCACGCGAGCUCCAUGCAGCAGGAGACAUUGACGACGGACAGAUGAUCGAUAUGGUCACCAGAGGAACACCUUCCGCAGGUCACUGCAAUACUAUGGGCACGGCGUCAACAAUGAAUGCGCUUGCUGAAGCAUUAGGUAUGGCACUGCCUGGCAGUGCAGCAAUACCUGCUCCUUAUCGAGAACGCCUUCAAAUCGCCUACAAGACUGGUACACAGAUCGUUGAAAUGGUACGCGCAGAUCGAAAGCCGUCCGAUAUCAUGACGCGUGAGGCCUUCGAGAACGCUAUUGUCGUCAACACCACGAUUGGUGGAAGUACUAAUGCUCCGAUUCACCUGAAUGCGGUUGCUAAGCACAUUGGUGUGCGACUCGACCUGAAUGAUUGGGAUAACCUUGGUUAUGGUCAACCGUUGCUUUUGAAUGUGCAGCCUGCAGGAGAGUACCUUUGUGAAGAAUACUAUCGUGCUGGUGGUUUACCCGCAAUCAUUGCAGAAUUACUUGCACAUAAGGCACUACCUCAUCCGAAUGCAAUCACUUGUACAGGCCAAGGUUUAGCUCACUAUGCCAAAGAAGAAGGCCAGUCUUGGGAUCGUCGAGUCAUCUUGCCAUACGACAAGCCGAUGAAGACGAACGCCGGCUUCUUGCAUCUGACUGGCAAUUUGUUCGACAGCGCGAUCAUGAAAACAUCCGUCAUAUCGGAGGAGUUUCAGCACAAGUUUCUAUCGAACCAGCAGGACCCUAACGCAUUCGAGGGGAAAGUUUGUGUCUUUGAUGGACCUGAGGACUGUAACGCUAGGCUUGAGGAUCCAGCGACCGGAAUUGAUGGAAGGACGAUCCUGGUCAUGCGUGGAGUCGGCCCAUUAGGGUAUCCUGGCGCAGCAGAAGUGGUCAAUAUGCAUGCGCCAGCAAGGUUACUCAAGCAGGGUGUGCAGGCAAUGCCAUGCAUAGGUGACGGAAGGCAAUCAGGAACAUCUGGAUCCCCUUCAAUCCUGAAUGCCAGCCCUGAGGCUGCGGCAGGAGGCAACCUGGCUAUCUUGAAAGAUGGCGAUAGAUUAAGAAUUGAUCUAAACAAAAGGACUGUAAUGUUGCUGUUGGAUGAUCAAGAACUGCAGAAGAGGCGGGAAAGUCUUGAGCAGAACGGCGGCUUCAAGGUACCUGAAUCGCAAACACCUUGGCAAGAUAUUUUCAGGAGGGAGGUCGGACCGCUGAGUGAAGGAAUGGUAUUUCCAAGUGCUGUCAAAUUUCAGAGACUGGCUCAGAAAUAUCCUGCACCUAGAGACAAUCACUAG